AAGUGGAACCACAACCCCUCUCCUCCCUAUCUCCACCGUCCGAUCAACCUCCACCAUGCCGAUCCGUUCAAUCGCCAUCGGACAACACCAUGAGUUCAGUCACCCGGAUACUAUUAAGGCCGGGUUAGCUGAGUUCAUCUCCACCCUCAUUUUCGUGUUUGCCGGUUCAGGUUCUGGCAUGGCAUUCGCCAAGCUUACUAACGAUGGUGCGGCAACCCCAACUGGCCUCUUGGCGGCUGCGAUCGCUCACGCACUUGCCCUGUUCGUUGCGGUUUCGGUUGGUGCCAAUAUCUCUGGUGGACAUGUUAACCCUGCUGUCACCUUUGGCGCCUUUGUUGGUGGGAACAUCAGUUUUAUUCGUGGUGUUGUUUAUGUUAUUGCUCAGUUGCUUGGAUCUACUGUCGCUUGCUUGCUACUUAAGUUUGUCACUAAUGACAUGGCUGUUGGCGCUUUCUCCUUAUCCGCGGGUGUUGGGGUUUCAAACGCUUUGGUCUUUGAGAUCGUGAUGACAUUCGGGCUUGUCUACACCGUCUAUGCAACCGCAGUUGACCCCAAGAAGGGUACUUUGGGAACAAUUGCACCAAUUGCAAUUGGUUUCAUUGUUGGAGCAAACAUUUUGGCUGGUGGAGCAUUCACCGGUGCAUCAAUGAACCCAGCUGUGUCUUUUGGACCCGCUUUGGUGAGCUGGACCUGGGCCAAUCACUGGAUUUACUGGGUUGGGCCUUUGGUUGGUGGUGGUCUUGCUGGGCUUAUCUAUGAGCUCCUCUUCAUUAACCAAACUCAUGACCAUUUGCCCACAUCUGCCUAAAUUUGUUGGUUUUUCUAGUUUUUUGAAUUUCGUCAGCUUGGUCUUGAUUGAUUGUCAUUUGUCGAUAUUGGUUUGUGAAUUCUCCAUAUCAUUUGAUGUAUUGUAAAAUUUCCUGGUUUGGUUUGAAUAUUUGAUGUGUCUUUCUGGUUUCUUUUGUUUAUGCAUUUAAUAUUUUUCAAGAGAAAAUGAGUGAAAAUAAUGUUUGGCAA
This is a messenger RNA of Helianthus annuus (common sunflower), 1017 nucleotides long. RefSeq names its product aquaporin TIP1-1. The coding region runs from base 56 to 808 and encodes 250 amino acids. Gene Ontology annotation, cellular component: plant-type vacuole membrane. The transcript has 2 exons. Gene Ontology annotation, biological process: water transport; transmembrane transport. The record is from RefSeq and is a predicted model, not a curated record. Gene Ontology annotation, molecular function: water channel activity. Lineage: Eukaryota; Viridiplantae; Streptophyta; Magnoliopsida; Asterales; Asteraceae.